AUAUGAACAAUCAAUAAUUAAUUGGUUAUGUGUCAGCAAAUGCAACAGUAUCAUCUUCUUACGAAAGAUGAAUGUUGAAUUUGGUUACUGAAAAAAUUGAAAUAUCAACGAUGUAUAAGUAAUGAACUGUGCAUUAUGUCUUAUUGGUGGUUGCUAUUUGAAGACAAGUUUCUGCAUAGGACUAUACCAAGGACUUCUACAUUAUUCUUCAUUAUUUCAAAUGUUAGUAUUUACCCAUUUAUAGAUAGUUCUGGAAGUAAAUUCGUCAUUAGGUAUUGGGUGAUAUCGAAGUGAAUUCGGAUACGAUACCUAUAAGAUGAAGUUUAUCUUAUUGAUUUCAACCACGUUGAUGUCAUGUGUUAUUAGCGCACCCGUCGGAAACGAUGCCGAUGCUACCAUAAUCAGUUAUGAAUAUGAGCAGAAGGAAAACGGAUACUUUUUCUCAUUUCAACCACGUUGAUGUCAUGUGUUAUUAGCGCACCCGUCGGAAACGAUGCCGAUGCUACCAUAAUCAGUUAUGAAUAUGAGCAGAAGGAAAACGGAUACUUUUUCUCUUACACAACUAGCAACGGAAUCACGAGGGAAGAAAACGCUGUAAUAGUAGAUGAUCCUAAUGGAAAAAAUGAAGAAAAUCAAAUUAUAAGAAUAAAUGGAUAUUAUUCUUACACAGAUAAAGAUAAUAACCUAUAUCGAGUAGAUUACGUAGCAGACGAGAAUGGGUACAUAAUAUUGGAAAAGCCUAAGCUUUCACCUUCUCAAACUGCCACCCAAGGACUAUCGAUUCCGAAACCUGCUUACAAGCCUCAAUUACAGCCUCGACCACCAGCUUACAAGCCUCAAGCUCCUCCUAUUGUAUUUCCCAAACAAGAGACAUAUUUGCCUCGCCCGACUUAUAAGCCCCAAUCAGAAAUAUCUUCAGCAGCUCUGGCUUCACUUGGCGGGUCGUAGAAUAAGAAUUCAUGAACAGAAAACUCUUGUAUAAUCAGCGAUUACACGUAUUUUAUUGUUUAAUCUGUGAAUAUUUUCUCUUUCAUAUUUUAUUAUUGUGAUAAUAAUAAAAAUGUUUAACUGGUACCUACUUCCUCAAUAGAUUCUGCAAUUCAA
Coccinella septempunctata (seven-spotted ladybird) is the source of this 1104-nucleotide messenger RNA. RefSeq names its product larval cuticle protein 1-like. NCBI's taxonomy places the organism in Eukaryota, Metazoa, Arthropoda, Insecta, Coleoptera, Coccinellidae. The transcript is spliced from 4 exons. The record is from RefSeq and is a predicted model, not a curated record. Gene Ontology annotation, cellular component: chitin-based extracellular matrix. Gene Ontology annotation, molecular function: structural constituent of chitin-based larval cuticle. The coding region runs from base 460 to 948 and encodes 162 amino acids.